Sorex araneus (European shrew) is the source of this 543-nucleotide messenger RNA. RefSeq names its product dopachrome tautomerase (gene DCT). The transcript has 5 exons. The record is from RefSeq and is a predicted model, not a curated record. The coding region runs from base 1 to 543 and encodes 180 amino acids. NCBI's taxonomy places the organism in Eukaryota, Metazoa, Chordata, Mammalia, Eulipotyphla, Soricidae.
AUGAACACCAGUGGGGAGAACCAGUGUGUGAUGUUCUGGGAACUGAUAAAGUCUGUGUCCAUGGCUUGUUUCCAUGGUGAUCCUUCCCUAGAUGGAAACAUUCAUCUCACGCCUCUAGUGGCCUCUGUAGAUGCAGCCUUUGAAGUACUUCAUUCCUUUACUGAUGCCGUUUUUGAUGAGUGGAUGAAAAGAUUCAACCCUUCAGAAAACGCCUGGCCUCAGGAGCUGGCGCCCAUCGGCCACAACCGCCUGUACAACAUGGUGCCUUUCUUCCCUCCGGUGACUAAUGAGGAAUUCUUCUUAACCGCAGACCGACUUGGCUAUAGCUACGCCCUUGACCUGCCAGUCAGCAGCGCGGAGAGCCCAGGCUGGGCCGCCACGCUCUCGGUGCUGGUGGGCGCGCUGGUGGCCCUGGGCAGCCUGGGGCUGCUGCUUCCCCUCCUGUCCAGACGACGCCGGCGCGGCUUCCCGGCCCUCCUGGACACGCAGCUGAGCAGCAGGAGCUACACGGGGGAAGCCCCAGAAAGCAGCGCCACCGGAUAG